CCUGGUCCUUCUGCUGAACUAUUUGCGCUGCUUAGAUAUGCUAUGAACAGUCUCUGGGUACAUCGGUUAGGAUUCAUGUAUUUACAGAACGUCUCUUAUGGUGAUGAUGAGUACAACCUUAUGAAACAGACUCUUGCGUCUAUGGGUCAAAAUAUCAGUGGCGUGUUUACAGUGAAGAGCAUGCAUCACGGAUCAGCUGAUGAUGCUGUGUUCAAUGCUACGUGGGAGGCCUUUGCGGACACUCGUCCACAGGCUGUGAUUGUGUUUGGUGCACCUAUUAAAGACACUGCGAAAUUCAUCAUGAGGAUGCUGACAGACNUGCAACCAAGGUGGGAGAACUGUGCAUACAAAGUUGUUUGCAGAAGAUUUUAG
Molecule: messenger RNA, 372 nt
Organism: Trypanosoma theileri
Lineage: Eukaryota; Euglenozoa; Kinetoplastea; Trypanosomatida; Trypanosomatidae
Product: receptor-type adenylate cyclase
Exons: 1
Source: RefSeq, a predicted model, not a curated record